CAACAUUAACCAGUGACAGCCUUCCGCGGGAAAUUCAGUACAAGCGGAACGAUUUAGUCGUAUUUGGAUUAAAAACAUAACUACGUCGCUGUAUCACAUUAAAGUGUCGACAACGUCAAUGUUAGUGGACGCUGCUGGUUCAAUCUACAUCGCAAAAUGUCAAAGAAGAAGGGACUGAGUUUGGAGGAGAAGAGGACUCGCAUGAUGGAGAUUUUCUUUGAAUCUAAAGAUGUGUUUCAGCUGAAGGACAUUGAGAAGAUUGCCCCGAAGACAAAGGGCAUAACUCCCAUGAGUGUAAAAGAAGUGCUGCAGAGCCUGGUUGAUGACAACAUGGUGGACAGUGAAAGAGUUGGUACGUCCAACUACUACUGGGCCUUUCCCAGUAAGGCCUUAAACUCUCGCAAGCACAAACUGGAAGAGCUGCAAAAGCAGAUUUCUGAAACAAAGCAGCGGAAAACAUCUUUACAGAAAGCGGUUGAAAAGGCCAAAGUUGGACGUCAAGAUACGAAAGAAAGAAGCUCUCUACUGAAGGAGCUUGGGGCUCUGAGAGAAGAGCGAACACAGCUGCAGGCUGAGCUGGAGAAAUAUCGAGAGUGUGACCCAGAAGUGGUGGAGGAGAUGAGAAAAUCAAAUGUCGUAGCGAAAGAAGCUGUUUCCAGGUGGACAGACAAUGUGUUUGCCAUCAAGUCGUGGACAAAGAAGAAGUUUUCCUUCGAUGACAGCCGCAUUAAUAAAGCCUUUGGUAUCCCCGAGGACUUCGACUACAUGGACUGACUGCCAGCAUUUCUACCAAUUAAUGGAAAAAUGUGUUUUGAAGCUUCUGUUUGAAGUCUUUGUACCUGGUCAAUGCAUUACUAGUUUCUGUUCUAUGCAUUCAAGUGAAAAUUGCACCAAGAAUCACAUUUAUGACCUGUGGUGGGUUUUGAAUAAGGGCAGAUGUCGGUGAUUUUGCAGCAGCAGAUGGACUUUAUCAGCAAAUAUGUUCCUUCGGUGCAACCAGAGAAGAGACCAAACGACCCAUUAGUGCCUGUUAGGGGUGACAGGUUUCUGUGAUAAACACAACAUAGCAGCUUGGCUUUUGGGACACCUGUUUGCAUGAAAACUGAGAGCUCCAAGUUGAUGAUGGAAAGGACUCAACACUUAACACAUCUGUGCUGCCAGUGAGUGUUUUUGUAUGGCUUAACCAGAUGGUUUGGAACCAAAUACUUGGGCACUUUUUCCUUCUACAUUUUCUUUCUUUUUUUUACUUCCAGUAAUCUUGAAUAACAGAAAGUGUACUGGAGCUGAUGGCAGAGUAUAGAGAAUAUGUUUAGGUUAUGUUUUGUGUACAAUGCUGUUUAUAAAAUACAUUUUCUCUGUGUUGAACCUCUUUUUUUAGUACAAAGAAACUGGCCCUCUGAGUUUUACAGCCGUGAUUCUACAGCUAUACUGCUUCCAAAAGUCUUUUUGCGGUAUCUGCGCAAUCUUUCAAUGUUAACUUCUUUGUAAAUUGCCACCAGAACGUAGCAAAAUCCAUCGUAAAAGCAACCAUUUAUUUCAGGCCUGCACACUCACUUUCUGUCUGAACAAAAAAAGGAACACUGCUGUCGUGACAUGCCCAGAAUGACUAUCGCCCUGUUUUUUUCCUCCCUUUUUUCUGUCGAACUAGAUGCAAAACAGGUAGUUGUGCGUUCCGAGUUUACUCAGUGACCUACUUGACAAAGCCAUUGUGUCUAGGUUUGUUCAUUUAAAUAUUAAAUGUGCGUUGCGCUUGUCUUACUUUGCUCGUCCAUUUGGUUUUCUUUCCAGUCCAUGAGGUCGAUGCAAAUAUGUUGAUUUGCAACUUCUCAGCCCAAGUUACAUUUUCUGUAAGCUGUUAAAGAGUAUGUUAGCAGUGAAAUUCAUUUUUUUUCCUGAUUAAAGGCUCGUUUUUGUUA
This is a messenger RNA of Amphiprion ocellaris (clown anemonefish), 1916 nucleotides long. It is a transcript of the gene mnd1, whose product is annotated as meiotic nuclear divisions 1 homolog (S. cerevisiae). The record is from RefSeq and is a predicted model, not a curated record. Gene Ontology annotation, cellular component: nucleus. The transcript is spliced from 8 exons. NCBI's taxonomy places the organism in Eukaryota, Metazoa, Chordata, Actinopteri, Pomacentridae. Gene Ontology annotation, biological process: reciprocal meiotic recombination. Bases 157 to 774 code for a protein of 205 amino acids. Gene Ontology annotation, molecular function: double-stranded DNA binding.